AUGGCAGAAUCAUCUAGUGUUUCUGUUUCAAUUCCCCCACCACAAUCAACAACAUCAAGAACACUACCAUUAGUAGGACAAAUUUCAAAUUCACCAAGGAAGCAAGAAAAACCAACAAUCAAGUUGAUGGUAGGCACUUCAAUAGGGCAUGCAGCAAACCUAUUAAAGCCCUUACCAGGUGUAACAGUCCUUGCUUUCCAAGCCCUUUCUUCAUCUUUCUCCAACCGUGGUGCUUGUCAUGAUUCCAAUAGAAUCCUCACCGCCGUCCUCAUCGGACUUUGUACGCUCUCAUGUUGCUUCUUCGCUUUCAGCGAUAGCUUUAUAGGGAAAGAUGGUAAGGUUUACUACGGCAUUGCAACACUGAAAGGUCUUUACAUCUUCAAUAAAAUCAACAACAACUACAAUGAUAGUGAUCACGAGGAGGAAGAGGAAGAGAGAGUAAGGGAUAUGGGGAAGUAUAAGAUAUGUAUACUUGAUUUUAUUCACGCUAUCUUCUCAAGUUUGGUGUUUUUAGCUCUGGCGUUGAGUGAUUCCAAUAUCGUGGAAUGCUUCUUUGCAAGGAGUGGAGUUGAUGCCCAUGAAUUAGUGUUAAAUAUACCACUUGGGAUCUCCUUCUUGUCUGGUAUCGUCUUCAUCGUCUUCCCUACUUCUCGCAAAGGGAUUGGCUGCUCCACCUAG
Messenger RNA from Telopea speciosissima, 678 nucleotides. Its product is annotated as protein DMP2-like. Gene Ontology annotation, biological process: endomembrane system organization. The record is from RefSeq and is a predicted model, not a curated record. Bases 1 to 678 code for a protein of 225 amino acids. The transcript has a single exon. NCBI's taxonomy places the organism in Eukaryota, Viridiplantae, Streptophyta, Magnoliopsida, Proteales, Proteaceae.